AUGGCCACCACCGAGAUCCCGUACCUUCGAGCUACACCCAAUUCAGCCCAGCUGAUCGUCAAGGGCCAGCCCUUCCUUAUGCUCCCGUCAGAACUGCACAAUUCGUCACUGUCUUCAGCAGAGUACAUGGAGACGGUAUGGGACAAUCUGAAAGAUUGCAACUUCAACACCGUUCUUGGGAGUGUUACCUGGGAGAUGAUCGAGCCCGAGGAGGGCAAGUUCAAUUUCGCAGAGCUCGACACAACUAUUUUGGCCGCCCGCAAGCGUGGCCUAUACCUUGUGGUGCUGUGGUUUGGAAGCUACAAGAACGGCACCAGCUCCUAUGUUCCAGGCUGGGUCAAGACGAACCCCAGUCGGUUUCAGCGCGCAAAGAUCUUCGAUCAAGAUGGAAAGUUGAAGGUGACAGAAGUCCUCUCGCCCUUCUGCCAGGUUUGUUGGGAGGCCGACGCGAAGGGCUUUGCCGCCCUGAUGCGAAACGUCAAAGAGUUCGACGCUGAGCACAGCACCGUGCUCAUGACUCAGGUGGAGAACGAGUGCGGUCUCUUAGGAGACUCUAGAGAUCGCUGCGACCUGGCCAACGAAGCCUUUCAGACGCUCGUCCCCACUGACCUCUUGGCGUAUCUCAAGGGGAAGAAGCAGCUCCACCCCGAAUUCGAGAGGAAGUGGCCCAAGUUCAGAGAGGCUGUGGCUAUUGACGGCCCCGUGAGCUGGACCCAGGCAUUCGGCUCCAGCAUAUUUGGAGACGAGAUUUUUAUGGCAAAUGCCCUAUCCUCUUACGUGGGUAAAGUCGCCGAAGCUGGGAAGAAGGAAUAUCCCCUUCCAUUCUUUGUCAACGUGUGGAUGAACACUGAAGACGCUUCUCUCGUGGACCUUGGAGAGACUGGCGGCAAGCUCGAUCUUCCAGUGGUGGCUGGUGGAUAUAAGCCUGGCGUUUACCCGUCGGGUGGUCCUUGUCCUCACACACUCGACUUUUGGAGGUACAACGCGCCAGCCAUUGACUUCGUCUCUCCCGAUAUCUAUUUGCAAGAUUAUGAGUGGGUUUGUAAGCAGUAUCGCUACGAGAACCAGCCACUCUUCAUUCCCGAGCAGCGAGCUGACGGCCGAGGCGCGCGUCGAGCCUGGCUGGCUUAUGGCACCUACAGCAGUCUGGGAUGUUCUCCUUUUGGUAUUGAUGACGUGCCGGCGUCAGAGAGUGAUUUCACCAAACCUUACGAAAUCCUCUCUAAAACGAGCAAGCACAUCCUCGCAGCCCAGGCCGCCGAACCCAACAGCACUUUUGGCUUUUAUUUUGACCCCCUUUCCGAUAGCUGCAAGGACAAGUAG
Fusarium falciforme is the source of this 1323-nucleotide messenger RNA. RefSeq lists its product as hypothetical. Gene Ontology annotation, biological process: carbohydrate metabolic process. Lineage: Eukaryota; Fungi; Ascomycota; Sordariomycetes; Hypocreales; Nectriaceae. Gene Ontology annotation, molecular function: beta-galactosidase activity. The coding region runs from base 1 to 1323 and encodes 440 amino acids. The transcript has a single exon. Gene Ontology annotation, cellular component: vacuole; beta-galactosidase complex; cell wall. The record is from RefSeq and is a predicted model, not a curated record.